This is a messenger RNA of Conger conger (European conger), 4331 nucleotides long. Its product is annotated as deleted in malignant brain tumors 1 protein-like. The coding region runs from base 91 to 3897 and encodes 1268 amino acids. The transcript has 15 exons. Lineage: Eukaryota; Metazoa; Chordata; Actinopteri; Anguilliformes; Congridae. Gene Ontology annotation, cellular component: membrane. The record is from RefSeq and is a predicted model, not a curated record.
GCCUGUCUCCAUGGUCCAAGCGCAGGGUUCCCAUUAUCUCAGAGUUCAGAGGGGAAGGUGUGAGCAUCCACUCUGCUGUCUGCGCUGAAGAUGGAGAGAUGUCUGUCGUUCCUCUCUCUCUCCUCCCUGCUCCUGCUCUGUACAGCCAGCAGGGAGGAUGUGAGGCUGGUGAAUGGUAGCAGCCCCUGUGCUGGGAGAGUGGAGGUUUACCAUCGGGGAGAGUGGGGGACAGUGUGUGAUGAUGACUGGGACAUGAAGGAUGCUGGGGUGGUGUGCAGACAGCUAGGCUGUGGAGAUGCUGUAGAGGCACUAGGAGAGGCUCACUUUGGACCAGGGUCUGGGAGAAUAUGGCUGGGUGCUGUGUCCUGCAAUGGAUCAGAAUCCUCACUGAAGCUGUGUGGAUCACCAGGAUGGGGUAAACUUGGUUGUAAUCAUCGAGAGGACGCUGGAGUGAUCUGCUCAGAGGUCAGGCUGGUGGGUGGGACUGACCUGUGCUCUGGGAGAGUAGAGGUGCAUCAUGGGAGCUCCUGGGGCACGGUGUGUGAUGCUGACUUUGACCAGCAGGACGCAGAGGUUGUGUGCAGGGAGCUGGGCUGUGGGGCUCCUAAAGAGCUGCGUGGGGCAGCUGCAUUCGGCAAGGGCGAGGGCCAGGUGUGGGCAGAGGAGAUUCAGUGUAGAGGCAACGAAUCUCAGAUUAACUUCUGCCCCACAGCACCCUCACAGAAUCAACCCUGCUCCCAUGGAAACGAUGUGGGCCUGGUGUGUUCUGGCUGGGAGGAUGUGAGGCUGGUGAAUGGUGGCAGCCCCUGUGCUGGGAGAGUGGAGGUUUACCUUCGGGGAGAGUGGGGGACAGUGUGUGAUGAUCGCUGGGACAUGAAGGAUGCUGGGGUGGUGUGCAGGCAGCUGGGCUGUGGAGAUGCUGUAGAUGCACUAGGAGAGGCUCACUUUGGACCAGGGUCUGGGAGAAUAUGGAUGGCUUAUGUGUCCUGCAGUGGAUCAGAAUCCUCACUGAAGCAGUGUGGGGCACCUGGAUGGGGUAAAAAUAACUGUCAUCAUGGAGAGGACGCUGGAGUGAUCUGCUCAGAGGUCAGGCUGGUGGGCGGGACUGACCUGUGCUCUGGGAGAGUAGAGGUGCAUCAUGGGAGCUCCUGGGGCACGGUGUGUGAUGCUGACUUUGACCAGCAGGACGCAGAGGUUGUGUGCAGGGAGCUGGGCUGUGGGGCUCCUAAAGAGCUGCGCGGGGCAGCUGCAUUCGGCCAGGGCGAGGGCCAGGUGUGGGCAGAGGAGAUUCAGUGUCGAGGCAGCGAAUCUCAGAUUAACUUCUGCCCCACAGCACCCUCACAGAAUCAAUCCUGCUCCCAUGGAAACGAUGUGAGCCUGGUGUGUUCUGGCAGGGAGGAUGUGAGGCUGGUGAAUGGUGGCAGCCCCUGUGCUGGGAGAGUGGAGGUUUAUCUUCGGGGAGAGUGGGGGACAGUGUGUGAUGAUCACUGGGACAUGAGAGGUGCUGGAGUGGUGUGCAGACAGCUGGGCUGUGGAGAUGCUGUAGAUGCACUAGGAGAGGCUCACUUUGGACCAGGGUCUGGCACAAUAUGGAUGUCUUAUGUGUCCUGCAGUGGAUCAGAAUCCUCACUGAAGCAGUGUGGAUCACCAGGAUGGGGUAAACAUCGCUGUAGUCAUAGAGAGGAUGCUGGAGUGAUCUGCUCAGGGGUCAGGCUGGUGGGCGGGACUGACCUGUGCUCUGGGAGAGUAGAGGUGCAUCAUGGGAGCUCCUGGGGCACGGUGUGUGAUGCUGACUUUGACCAGCAGGACGCAGAGGUUGUGUGCAGGGAGCUGAGCUGUGGGGCUCCUAAAGAGCUGCGCGGGGCAGCUGCAUUCGGCCAGGGCGAGGGCCAGGUGUGGGCAGAGGAGAUUCAGUGUAGAGGCAACGAAUCUCAGAUUAACUUCUGCCCCACAGCAGCCUCACAGAAUCAACCCUGCUCCCAUGGAAACGAUGUGGGCCUGGUGUGUUCUGGCAGGGAGGAAGUCAGGCUGGUGAAUGGUAGCAGCCCCUGUGCUGGGAGAGUGGAGGUUUACCACCGGGGAGAGUGGGGGACAGUGUGUGGCCGUGGCUGGGACAUGAGGGAUGCUGGGGUGGUGUGUAGACAGCUGGGCUGUGGAGAUGCUGUAGAUGCACUAAAAGGGGGUCACUUUGGACCAGGGUCUGGGAGAAAAUGGAUGGAUGAUGUGAUCUGCAGUGGAUCAGAAUCCUCACUGAAACAGUGUGGGGCACGAGGAUGGGGUAACCAUCGCUGUAAUCAUCGGGAGGAUGCUGGAGUGAUCUGCUCAGAGGUCAGGCUGGUGGGCGGGACUGACCUGUGCUCUGGGAGAGUAGAGGUGCAUCAUGGGAGCUCCUGGGGCACGGUGUGUGAUGCUGACUUUGACCAGCAGGACGCGGAGGUUGUGUGCAGGGAGCUGGACUGCGGGGCUCCUAAAGAGCUGCGCGGGGCAGCUGCAUUCGGCCAGGGCGAGGGCCAGGUGUGGGCAGAGGAGAUUCAGUGUAGAGGCAGCGAAUCUCAGAUUAACUUCUGCCCCACAGCACCCUCACAGAAUCAAUCCUGCUCCCAUGGAAACGAUGUGGGCCUGGUGUGUUCUGGCAGGGAGGAUGUGAGGCUGGUGAAUGGUGGCAGCCCUUGUGCUGGGAGAGUGGAAGUUUACCAUCGGGGAGAGUGGGGGACAGUGUGUGACCGUGGCUGGGACAUGAAGGAUGCUGGGGUGGUGUGCAGACAGCUGGGCUGUGGAGAUGCUGUAGAUGCACUAGGAGAGGGUCACUUUGGACCAGGGUCUGGGACAAUAUGGAUGUCUUAUGUGUCCUGCAGUGGAUCAGAAUCCUCACUGAAGCACUGUGGAUCACCAGGAUGGGGUAAACUUGGUUGUAAUCAUGGAGAGGACGCUGGAGUGAUCUGCUCAGGGGUCAGGCUGGUGGGCGGGACUGACCUGUGCUCUGGGAGGGUAGAGGUGCAUCAUGGGAGCUCCUGGGGCACGGUGUGUGAUGCUGACUUUGACCAGCAGGACGCAGAGGUUGUGUGCAGGGAGCUGGGCUGUGGGGCUCCUAAAGAGCUGCGCGGGGCAGCUGCAUUCGGCCAGGGCCAGGGCCAGGUGUGGGCAGAGGAGAUUCAGUGUAGAGGCAACGAAUCUCAGAUUAACUUCUGCCCCACAGCACCCUCACAGAAUCAACCCUGCUCCCAUGGAAACGAUGUGGGCCUGGUGUGUUCUGGCAGGGAGGAUGUGAGGCUGGUGAAUGGUAGCAGCCCCUGUGCUGGGAGAGUGGAGGUUUACCAUCGGGGAGAGUGGGGGACAGUGUGUGGACGUGACUGGGACAUGAGAGGUGCUAGGGUGGUGUGCAGACAGCUGGGCUGUGGAGAUGCUCUCGUUGCACUAAGAGGGGGUCACUUUGGACCAGGGUCUGGGAGAAAAUGGAUGGAUGAUGUGUCCUGCAGUGGAUCAGAAUCCUCACUGAAGCAGUGUGAGGCACGAGGAUGGGGUAACCAUCUCUGUAAUCAUGGAGAGGACGCUGGAGUGAUCUGCUCAGGGGUCAGGCUGGUGGGCGGGACUGACCUGUGCUCUGGGAGAGUAGAGGUGCAUCAUGGGAGCUCCUGGGGCACGGUGUGUGAUGCUGACUUUGACCAGCAGGACGCACAGGUUGUGUGCAGGGAGCUGGGCUGUGGGGCUCCUAAAGAGCUGCGCGGGGCAGCUGCAUUCGGCCAGGGCGAGGGCCAGGUGUGGGCAGAGGAGAUUCAGUGUAGAGGCAACGAAUCUCAGAUUAACUUCUGCCCCACAGCACCCUCACAGAAUCAACCCUGCUCCCAUGGAAACGAUGUGGGCCUGGUGUGUUCUGUCCCGCCCCCACCUGGAGCCUGAGGGGGAGAAGUGUGACAUCAGAGCAGCGACUCCAUCACUGCAGGCAGACUGGUGUUUGAUCUGUGUGCUGCUCAUUAAAUGGGACUCCAAAUGUCUCCUGUCUCUGUUCACUCUCAAUCUCCCACUUCCCUUCCAUCUAUUCAUCUAAAAAAGUAUUAUAUUUUAAUUGAGCGUAUAUCUUUCAAUAUAAACUUCAAUAUAAACCCGACAGCAUUUUUGCCAAUUAUAUUUUUCUCUCAAAGGCUAUAUAAUUCAGUAUGUUGAAUCCAAAUAUCUACAAAUAUCGAGUAUAAAAAGUAAAAUAUACAUUUUUGUUAAUUAAAAUAUGUUGGGGGUGGGGUUGCCCUCUUGGAAGCAAAUCCUGUUGUUAGCCUCCAGUGUAAGGGUCCGGAGAAAAAUAAAGGACAAGCUAGUUGGCUAGCUACGUAUUACAA